Molecule: messenger RNA, 2785 nt
Organism: Suillus subaureus
Lineage: Eukaryota; Fungi; Basidiomycota; Agaricomycetes; Boletales; Suillaceae
Exons: 7
Coding region: 32-2623 (863 amino acids)
Molecular function (GO): protein binding
Source: RefSeq, a predicted model, not a curated record
CUUACCGUCAGCUACUUUCUCAUCUCAUUCAAUGUGUAUAGAUGAGGAACGUCGGAAGUUCCUUAAAUGGAUGAACCCUGGGUCUUGUAUUGAGAAGCACAAUGCCUCUUCUCGUCAACGCAACCCCAAGAUCGGUCAUUGGAUUUUCGACGCCAAAGAGUAUAAGGACUGGAAUAAUUCGGAUUACGCGUUUCUAUGGUUGAAUGGCCAGCCUGGACAUGGAAAGACAAUCCUAGCUUCUUCCAUUAUCAACAAAAUUCGGGAUAGCGGUAAAAAAGAGCCACAGACGCUCAGUUACUUCUAUUGCAAUUUUCAAGACGACAGGACAACAAACGCGGCUGCAGUAUUCCGCUCCUUGAUUGUUCAGCUACUUCAACAAUCUGAGCGCGACUGGAUCACACAGAUAGACAAGCAGCAAGAAUCGAAACCAAAAGGGGGCCUUGUUUCUCUGCGAAAACUCUGGCAGCAAAACUAUGAUGCAAAGCCUCAUCCCACAGAUCUGGAGUUGCUACGAAAGCUUCUUGUUGAAGCGUCUGCACUAGUUUAUCGACCGGUCCUCGUGAUUGACGCCUUGGACGAAUGCAAGGACUACCCCGACCUGAUCAGACAUCUUGAAAAACUUCCUGAAGAUGCUCGACUACGGCUUUUCGUCACCAGUAGAAGCAUGCCAGACGUCCAAGACGCCUUUCAUGACCUCUUCAAAUUGUCGCUGAAGGACAACGCAGGACAAAUGGAAGACAUGCGCAUGCACAUUAAGGGGCAGCUAGAGAAUCAGAAGCAUUUGUCACAGCUAUCCGACGCGCUGAAGAAGACAAUUUUGAAGAAAUUGUUGGAAAAGGCCGAGGGCAUGUUUCGCUGGGUUCAGUGUCAACUGGACGAAAUCGUGGCUUACAACAAACUUGUCGAUAUUGAGGCAACCCUCGAUAACGUUCCAGCUGGACUUUACGAGACGUAUGAUAGGAUUAUUCAGGCUAUCAAACAGAGAGGGCCAAGGGAUGACCAAAUUGCUCACAGUUGUUUGCUUUGGCUGGCCGGCGUGUUCACCCCGUUGACACUUGAUCAGCUCAAGGAAGCGAUGAUGAUUGAAGUCGGACAAUCAGAGCUUAAUCCGGACCUUGGCGUUAUGAACCCUAUGGAUAUCUUGGCUGCAUGCGGAAGCCUCGUGGACUACAAUGAGAAAACUAGGGUCGUUACUCUAUUUCAUAAUAGUGUCAAAGAAUACUUGAUCACCCGCCCUAAUAGCAUCUUCAAAUCGAUCUCAGACAUGCACACACGGAUCUGCAAGCUCUUGAUUACGUAUGUGUUAUACGACUUUGUCUUUGUGGAUGAGAUAUGUGCAAAAGCUAUACGACGCCGUUCACAAUCGUCACCUCGUGACGGUGUCAGCGAAGACCAUCCGUUGCUGAGCUAUGCAAUUCAAGGAUGGAAGCACCUUAGUCAUGUUUCGGAUGAAGAUCCUGGCGUUAUGACCGCCCUAUCACGACUGAACUCAAAGUUUCUUCGAAACAAUGAGAAACAUCCUGUGCUUGCUCCAGGCGAAUUUGAGUAUAAACCUAGGGGAUUAGAUGUCGCUGUAACUUCGCCCUCACUUCUAUUCAUCCUGCUUGAGCAUGGCAAGCCGUGGAUGGUCGAACCUUUCGUCGAGCAGUGCCCACAUCUACUGCACAUGAAUAUUGCCCCUGAUUGGGGUUCUCCCUUGAUUUUCGUCAUAGCCAAGAACCCUGACUGCCUCAGUAUUCUCCUGAAGUUCGGCGUCGAUCUCAAGAAGUCUUCUUCGUUCAAACCUGGUUUAUAUGGCCAAUAUACUUGUAGCAGCUCCCAUACGCCAAUUUCGUGGGCAGCUGUGACUGGAAGCGAAGUCGCCGUGGAUUUCUUGCUGUCACGGACGGAGGUCAAGCUACCUGACGAUAUUAUGUACAUGGCUGUGAAGGUGGACAAACCGUCGCACGAAUCUAUCCGCAAAUUUCGUGAACGCGGUGCGAAUGUCGAUUUCAAAGUCAAUGGUUCUACCCCUAUUCAUCAUUUCCUCUCCACACAUGGGUCAUCCAAUGACGAAAGCCAAUUGCUACCCGUCGUAAAAGCGCUCGUUGAACCGUCUUGUAAUCUUUCUUUGCAGGACCGGACUGCUAGAACAGUGCUACACAUUGCUCUUGAUGCGCGUCUGGAAAAGAUUGUCGCAUACCUUCUCCAGCAAAACGCAGGACUGUCAGCAACGGCGGCUCUCGAUCCAGACAUGUGGAGAUGGGCUACGAAUAAGACGUGGUUUCCCAACUUGGUUCGAGCAGCGGCUCUUGCUGCUGAUCAGCUGCACACCAGAAUUAUGGGGAAUGUUGUUCAUGAGACAACGGAGUCGAAACGCAUCAAGUUUUCAGUUGCAGCCACUGCCGACCGCAACAACGCUGAUCCAGUUUGUGCUAUCGUUAUUUCAGCCAUAUUCAAUAGCGAACUGUCAACGCCAACCUUCCAUAUUGUGAUCAGUCACUUCAAAAGGUCCAAGACUUCCCGAAAGAUGAUUCCCCCAGACUCGAGUUCAGAUUUACAUGGCAGAGAGGGCAGCGUGUGUCUAGUCGCUUGUUCGACUACUAUCAGGGAGAUAAAGUUACCAGGAUGCUACAGCAGUUAAGGAAAGGCAAAGACCCGACUGGCACCUCCCUUUUUCUUCAGAUGUCCAAAAACAAGUGGAACACCAAAGUCUUUGAACUUGGGAUCGGGUUCACGCUUGAUAUCUACAGAGGUCCUUUACCCCCGACUCGCAGGAGGGCUUUCACGGUGAUGAGCGAUGAUC